AUGGAUGGUCCAGAGCUGAGCUGGCUGGUGAAUCGCUCUCUUCCCCUUCCACUGGGCUCUGCUCAACAUCCUGAGCUCAGACUUGACCUGCUCGACAGGAAAGUUUCCUGCCUGCAGCUGGCUGCCAUGAGGAAUGUGAACAUCAUCCUGCAGCACUACAACUUCACAGGCAAGCUGACCAACCGGCAGUCUGGGGACGAGGGCAUGGGUCUCGUCCGCACAACCUUUGCCAUCAUCAGCUGCAUCAUCAUCCUGGAGAACCUGCUUGUGCUGCUGGCCAUCCUGCGGUGUCUGCGAGCCCGCCGCUGGGUCUACUCCUGCAUUGCCAGCAUCACUGUGAGCGACCUGCUUGCAGGGGUUGCCUACCUUUCUAACCUCUGCCUCUCGGGCAAGAAGACCUUCCAGCUUUCACCUCAGCUCUGGUUCCUGCGAGAAGGCAUCCUCUUCAUCGCACUGGCUGCCUCCACCUUCAGCUUGCUUGUGACUGCCAUCGAGCGCUACAGCGCCAUGGUAAGGCCGAUUGCAGAGAACGAGGCCAGCAAGACCCUGCGCUUACGCAGCCUGAUCGUUUCCUGCUGGCUGCUGGCCUUCAUCAUUGGACUGCUUCCGCUGCUGGGCUGGAACUGUCUCUGCGACUUCAAUGCCUGCUCUGUCCUCCUGCCUCUCUACUCCAAGAACUACAUCCUUUUCUCCGUAGUCAUGUUCAGCAUCAUCCUCCUGGGGAUCAUCGGCCUCUACAUCUCCAUCUUCCAGCUGGUCCAGGCCAGUUCUAAGCAAACCAGCUCUCGGCACAGCCGCAAGCGGUCCCUGCGCUUGCUCAAGACCGUGCUGAUGAUCCUGGGUGCCUUCAUUAUCUGCUGGAGCCCCCUCUUUGUCCUGUUGCUCUUUGAUGUCUUCUGUGAGACCCAGACCUGCACACACCUACACAGUCUGGACUGGACCUUGGCUCUGGCCAUGCUCAACUCGGGCAUUAACCCCGUCAUCUACUCCCUGCGGAGCGUGGACGUGCGCCGUGCUGUGGGAAGCCUGCUGUGCUGCUGCUGUGUCAGGCUUGGGCUUUGCAAGCCUGGGAGCUGCUUGGUCAUCGCAGACAUCAACUCUGGCUCCUCCACAGAGAGCUCCCUGCGCUACCGGGAGAGCUUCCGCAGCUCUGUAGCACUGAACUCCCGGCCCAGAGCACCUCUCUCCAGCAACUCCAGCAUGAUGAGCAAUCUCCCCAGCCUCUGA
Molecule: messenger RNA, 1227 nt
Organism: Pterocles gutturalis (yellow-throated sandgrouse)
Lineage: Eukaryota; Metazoa; Chordata; Aves; Pterocliformes; Pteroclidae
Gene: S1PR4
Product: sphingosine-1-phosphate receptor 4
Exons: 1
Coding region: 1-1227 (408 amino acids)
Biological process (GO): G protein-coupled receptor signaling pathway
Cellular component (GO): membrane
Molecular function (GO): sphingosine-1-phosphate receptor activity
Source: RefSeq, a predicted model, not a curated record